Molecule: messenger RNA, 637 nt
Organism: Ruditapes philippinarum (Manila clam)
Lineage: Eukaryota; Metazoa; Mollusca; Bivalvia; Venerida; Veneridae
Exons: 4
Coding region: 74-637 (187 amino acids)
Source: RefSeq, a predicted model, not a curated record
UAUUAUCUUUGUACUUAUCAUAUAUGUUAAUCAAUGUUUCUUUAUCUUUUACUUGUAACAAUUAUUAUUCAAUAUGAAUAUUGGUGGCAUAUGCAUUAUCAUUGCACUAUUGGCAAUUAAUAUCACACUAUCAAAGUCUUGCAGCUGGCCAACUGCCUUUAGAAAUACAAUAUGGCACGACAGCAACCGUGGUGAGGUGACAUUUACAGAUACGACACUGAGUGGCUGGGGCGCAACAGCUCAAGGGGGGACAACAAUAGAUUCAUGGGAAUGCUACAGUGUAAAUGAAACUUCGUCUACUACAUUAACACUUUUACUGAAAGCAACCACAACUUUUGAAUUAUGGAGAAUGCAUUAUGUCGCAUAUGCGUGUUUGCAGAUGGAAGAGUUUUCGGAGCAGGGUUACAGGUACUACCAGAUGUCUGAAGAAGACCAAAGAAUGAGUUAUGACCGUCUCCCUGUGUCAGAAUCGAGUACAUAUCUAAUUAACCCACCAACAGAAAACCGUCUUUGUUUGUCGUCAGAUGACACCAAUGCGCCAUCUACAGAGGAAUAUCAUGUCAUCAUAAGAAAUGGUACAUUUUAUUAUUUAAAAGGUUAUUUUAUGACUAUUCAAAGGUCGACACAACCCUUUUGA